This is a messenger RNA of Oncorhynchus mykiss (rainbow trout), 2484 nucleotides long. RefSeq names its product gem-associated protein 7. The record is from RefSeq and is a predicted model, not a curated record. Gene Ontology annotation, biological process: spliceosomal snRNP assembly. Lineage: Eukaryota; Metazoa; Chordata; Actinopteri; Salmoniformes; Salmonidae. Gene Ontology annotation, cellular component: SMN-Sm protein complex.
UAACAGAGGGACAACAAAAUGUACGGUGUGCAUACUCAAACGACCCUCAUAAAACGUUCUCUUUGGCCAACUUCAAAGAGAAUCUGUUUAUUCUGAGUCGAGCGACAAAAACUCGAAAUGAGUACGCUCGUGACCGUGCUUCGCCUCCCGAGAGGACCUGAUCCGAAUGGCCGCGGAUUCGACCCGAACGCAACCCGUUUCGUCGCGCUGUGUCCAACAACUAUUUCUGCUUCGAAUGAAACAUGGACUGACUCUGUCGAAGUGGGAGAAGAGCAGCGUGCACGGUCGGCUUUGAGAGAAAGCUUCCUGAGGACGCUCAUAGCCAUGACCAACAAGCAGGUGCAAUUCCACAUGUACGAGAGAGUCGAGGUUGAGGCGAAGUUUGGAGCGUCGGACAUUGACGUGCUCAACUUCCAAGUUUCGGAUCUACAGACCCCCAUUGGGGUGCAGAAAGAAGCUCUGCUCAGGUGCCAGGAUGUCAUUUCAUACUCCUUUGAUCUCUGAACAGUGCUGUUCACUUAUUUGUGCUGUUUUUGAGCAGAUAUCCAACAAACUGAAUCUGAUUUGUACUGUUAUUUCUAAUAUGAUUUGGUUUGACACACCGUGCGUUUUGGGGAGUCAAUGAUGACAGGUCCAUUGCUACACAGUGUUCUGUCUGGGUGAAUAUGUAGCAAGAUGUUACCGUUUAUUAUUCUGUUACUUUGAUUAAGAGGUAGACUUGCCAUUGCCAUAUGUUAUAUUUAUGUGGCCAGCCAGGUAUUGAGAACACUGCUAUACAGUAUGUCUAUGAUUUGUUUUGUAGUUUCCAAUUCAAUGUACCUCCACUGGAGGGAGAUGUCAGCACUGUCUUUACAACGGGUAUGUCCGGGGGCACCCAUACCACCAGGUUCUCUGACACUCAGCUGUCCAGUCCAUUUCAUUAGGAAGAGAUGGGGGAUAAACACAUGUCUUCAGGUGGAAUUUGGAUAUAAUUGUCUGGAAACCUGAAUCUUGCCAUUAUUUUGUGAUUACAGGACAAUGUGGUUCUUGUCUUCCUUUUCAUAAGAUCUGUUGCUGAGAUAUGUUUACCAAUGGGCAUAUGAACUUCAUAUUUUUUUUCUUAAAAAAAAAAAAAACUGACUAAACAUUCUGUCACUUGCAUUGAAUUUGAUAAUGUGUUAGUUAAGUAGGCUAUAUAUUGUAGAUAAAGUGGUGGUAGUAUCGAGCUUAUCGUAUUCCUCACUGAAUGAAAUAUUCACGUUCAGUGGUCACGUCGUCUUUCAGUGUCAUAUGGCUUUAAUUUUUUGUAAAUAUAUUUAGAUAAACCCUGAAAUACCUUUCAGUAUUGUGCCAGUCAGCACAGAUAUUGCAACCUCUGGUUUUCUAAAUUUAAUAUGACCUAGCCUAAAUGAUCUUGACUGCCCAAUCUUUAAGACUGCAAAUAUAAUAUUCACAAAUGAAUAAGAGAGUCUACAGUGAGCUAAACAAGUAUAAAUGACUGUUUACGGUCAAAUGUCCUUACAUACUUUGUGUAUGGGUUAAUAUGAUACCUUAGUUUACACGUUUGUCAGUUGAAACAGACCUGAUGAGUGGUCAGUAGUGGUCAGGAUUCAUCAUCCUCACAAAACGCCCUCAUGAUGAGGCAUCAGUAAUAUGUAAUCUUCCUAAAAGGUGCGUUUUUGUGUGCGUCUCCAGUAAAUCAUUUUAUUGGAAUGCAUUAGGCAAUCGGUGUGCAGUGCACAGUCUCCCUCUGUUGUGCCUGAAUGAUACCGACCGCUUUGUGGAGACGGUCAACAAUGAGAGGGUGAGUCAUAACCAUCCCGCCCCCCUCUAAAGUAUGAGUGAAAUCCUGUGACGUUAUUGGGCUCUUGUGAUUAAAUCAGGAAGCCCUCAAGGACGACCAAUGUUAAUUUCAUAUUCCCAGGCAGCAACAGCAGCGCUCAACUCCCUCACAGCCCGCACUCUCCUUGAUGUGCGUCCCAUUCAAGCUCAGUGAGGCACGUGGUCUGAAUGUUAAUCUUGUUGCAGUAGUGUAUCGACAAUAGAGUGAGACGUUACAUCUAGUUGCUGUGUGUUUACUGUCUAUGAGUGAGAAGAAGUUGAAUAGUCACUUUAUGAAAAUCCUAUUUUUGUGCUGUGGACUGAAUCUGGUGGGCUGCCUCAUUUGUUGCAUUGUGGGCACACUGUUUCUCAAUGUUAUCUACUCUUGAGUUUCUCUUUGUUGGCAGUCUGCUUCUCUGAUUCAAGUGGGAAAACAUCCCUGUGCGCAGGUGUAAGUGUGCGCCAGUGUUACAAGGGGAGAGGGGCUGUCACGAUGGUACAAGGAAUCUGCCCUGUCACACCAUCAGCCAACAGGAAGCACAUUACGCUCCUUCCUGUUUGUGGCCCUCUCACUUCCUGUCAAGUGUCUGUGAUAACUUACAAAAAUACAUUGCCACAUCCACUUAAUCAUACCCUGCCCAUAAUUUCCUACAUUAAAACUGUUGGGCAGUUACUUCUAAGGAA